Meloidogyne enterolobii is the source of this 2333-nucleotide messenger RNA. The record is from the annotation of a GenBank genome assembly. NCBI's taxonomy places the organism in Eukaryota, Metazoa, Nematoda, Chromadorea, Rhabditida, Meloidogynidae.
UGACUCCUCUAUUUGAAUAACCCUUCUAAUUGAAUGACCCUUUUUUGAGGCUAUUGAAAAAUUAAAUGACCCGCUCUUAUCGAAACCGAAUACCGAAAAAUAUCGAAAAAAUACCGACCGAUCUCUAAUUUUAACUAAAACUUUAACUAAAACCGGGGUUUUUUAAAUUUGGAUUAACUGUAAGCUUUAUGUAGGUAUCUCGUUAAUAACCGUUAAUGAACACCCCUAAUAAAUACCUUCCUCUUCCAAUUUAAAAAUAAAUCUCAUAAUUUCUUUAAUUUUUCAACUUUUAAGCUUGUGGAAUGACUCUUUCAAUGAAAACAUAUAAAGGAUAUGAAAAGAAGCCUUAUUGUGAAGCUCAUUACCCAAAAACAGUGCCUUCAGCAGUAAUUGACACUCCAGAAAUGGAAAGAGUGCGGAUUAACACAAAAAAUCAGUCCGCGGUCCAAUACCACGAACAAUUCGAAAAAAUGCGUGGAACAAAAAUUGAGGUUGCCGAUGAUCCGGAAAUGAAACGUUUAUUGGACAACACAAAAGUCCAGUCAUUGGCACAUUAUCAUGGGGAACACCAAAAGAAAGUUGAUCAGGACGCUCACCGCUCUGGAGGGGAAAGCCCAAACCCUGCGGCUGCUGCGGCGGCGGCUUUCUUUGCAACAGCAGCAACGGCCAAUAUUCAACCAACACCUGCUUAUGAGCCUUCCCAUAAAGUUUACAAUUCUAAUUCUAUGGAGUCUAUUUCUACACAUUCUUCUUCACAACCUUCCAAUACUACACAUUUGCAUUUAAAUUAUCAACAAAUAAAUAAUGGAAACGAAAAUAAUAAUGGAAAUCCAGCAGCUUCCUUUAAUGUUUAUGGAUUAUUAGCUGCUGUGGAUGCAAAAAAGAAAAAUAAAGAAAAUGAUGGAAUAUCUCCAUAUACCCAAAGGUUAAUGCAACAAACACACGGAACUAUUGUUUAUUCAACAGAAAUGGGUGGAAGGGUUUCCCCAACCGAGAAAAAACCUGUCGGUUCAAUUGCAGAUUAUGACCCUAUGAGCGCAGAACAACCAACCAAACAAAUAAACGCUUCUGGGCCUACAGGUGGUGGAAAAGCCCCUGGAGGAAAGGCUGCGACUGGGGGGUUUACUGUUAAAGCCCUUUAUGAUUAUACAGCGGCGGAUAAAGAUGAAGUUAGCUUUAAGGAGGGAGAUGUUAUUGUUAAUUGCCAAAAAGUGGAUGAUGGCUGGUUAACCGGAACAGUACAGAAAACAUUAUUAUGGGGAAUGUUGCCAGCUAAUUAUGUUGAGAAGAUUAAUACACCGACAGGGAUGUUUCGUGUAAAAUAAAUGAGAGGAUGGAGCCUUUUAAAACUUAUAUUUUUGGAAUUUUGCAAAACAGCAACGGAUAAUUUGAUUUUAAUAUUAAAAUAUAUUAAAUAUUUUAUUUUGGCAAUUUAUUUUGUUUAAAUUUUUUAGUAUUUGUAUAAUGAAUAGGCAUUUUACUAAGAUUAUCAAACUGGGUAGGUAUUUAGACAAUUAUUUUUUUAGAACUGAAGUGACUCGAUCGAAGUUUUUUUCAAAAUCCCGAGUAUUCAAUUUAUUUAAAAUAUUACACGAUCACAAACCAUUAAUAGGUAUUUUUACAAAAAUUCAAGGUUAGGACUUGCUAUUUUCAAUUAUUAUUUUUAAAGUUUUUUUUUCUGACUUUUCAUCAGUUUUUUUUCUUCUCACUAUUCAAAUUGACAAAUUUAUUAGAGCCUUUCCUGUAAAUUUAGUUUUGAUUAAUUUUACUUUUACUGCUUCAGUACGCCACGGGAGCGGUUUAUGCGGCGGUUACGCGUUCAACAAAGAUAUGUAGAUGCUUCUGGUGGGUCGCAUCGAACUUCAAUGACUUUACAUUGUCAAUGACUUUACAUUAGCUUACUUCAGGAUUUCCUAAUCUUAACAAAUUUGGUAUUAAACGAUUCCUCUCAGCUUUAAACUUCAAAAAAAAAUUGUUUGGGUUUUAUUUACAACAAUGGAACAACAAAACUACUGUUCCGCUUGAAUGGUUCAAUCAAUGGAUUGAAGGAGAACAAAACGUUCCUGUCCCUCUCCAUCAAACCAAUUGGCAAACAUAUUAAUGGGCCAGGUAAAAGUGUGUGUCCAGUUUUCGACAACUAAAUUUAAAAAAUGUUCCUGGAUAAAUUUGUACAUUUGAAUAAUGAGUCAAGCUCGUAACCAGGGGAAAUCUCCCCCAACCCCACCCCCCUAAAUGGGAAAAAGCCCUUCCCGGAAAUUUUUAUAAAAUUAGUUUAAUCAUAAGAAAAUUAAAAUUACUAUUUUGUGGUUGUUGUUGUGCCAUUUUUUUGAAAA